CAGGUACAAAUUUACCCUUUUAUCGCAAGAAAAAAUAAAAGGAAUGUCUAAAAGAAAAGUGAUAGGGUGGGUGUCCCAUCACCAAUUGGCCAUCAGUAUCGGAGGCUACGAAUUUGAUCCUUGCAUCGCCGAUCGCGAAGAGAGACUGUGGUUUCCGAUCAGAAUCAAGAUGAAAAGCAGAAGCGGCUAUGUCCCACCGCCUUACAUACCCUUGGGACAGUCGGAAGAAGAGCUUCCUCGUCCUGCUGGGGAGGGGGAUGGACCAAGGCCGUCGGUGCCGCAAUCUCAGUCUCUUCAGUGGUCUUCUGGAAUCUGUGCUUGUUGCGAUGACAUGCAGAGCUGUUGUAUAGGUGUUUUUUUUCCCUGCUUUUUGUUCGGAAAGAAUGCAGAAUUUUUGGGUUCUGGUACUCUAGUCGGAUCCUGCGUCACUCAUUUCAUUCUUUGGGCUUUUUUCAACACUCUCUGCUGCGUCUUAACUCAAGGCCUUUCAUUGGCGUUACCCGGAUGCUUUGUCUCUUGUUAUGCUUGUGGCUACCGGAGGGCGCUUCGAUCCAGAUACAAUUUGCAGGAAGCACCUUGUGGGGACUUUGUUACUCAUUUUUUCUGCCAUCUAUGCGCCAUCUGUCAGGAAUAUAGAGAGAUAUGUGAGAGGGCGAAGGAUUCUAAACCAGAUCUUAAGCUGGCUGUGGUCACUGCACCAGCUGUUCAGACAAUGGAAUCAUCGGCUCUCUGGCAAUAAAUAAAAUGCUAUUGCUGCCCGCGAUGUUUCUCUUCUGUCCAGUGCCUGUUUCAGGGUUGAACUUGUUUCAUAUCGUUUUUAAUCAGAACGGCCAGGAUAUCUAUUAACAUUUUGUUUUCAACUUCUAAAACUAUCAUGAUGGAAGGUUUUUAUCUGAUUGUAUGACGACUUGUUUGAUUUCUUGUUUUGACCUGCAUUCAGGCAUGUGGCAUUGUCGUUAUACGUAGUAGACUAAUGGACCAAAACGACUUAAUAUUAUUUGAGUUAUUAAGCUUAGCUGCUUAGGAACCAGACUAUUGGUGCAGGUUUUCAGUGUUUUGGGAUGUGUACCAGUUAAAUACAUUUCAUCACUCAUUUUAAUUGUAUCAUUUUAUAGUAAAUUAUUCUAAUAGGGAAUCAAACACAUCUCAUCACCAAUUUUAAUUUUAUUAUUUUAUGAUAAAUAUCUCAUUAUCCAUACAAAUGGAUGCAAAAUUAAU
Molecule: messenger RNA, 1218 nt
Organism: Durio zibethinus
Lineage: Eukaryota; Viridiplantae; Streptophyta; Magnoliopsida; Malvales; Malvaceae
Product: protein PLANT CADMIUM RESISTANCE 10-like
Source: RefSeq, a predicted model, not a curated record